Messenger RNA from Exaiptasia diaphana, 2344 nucleotides. RefSeq names its product transmembrane protease serine 11D. The transcript has 4 exons. Gene Ontology annotation, molecular function: serine-type endopeptidase activity. The record is from RefSeq and is a predicted model, not a curated record. NCBI's taxonomy places the organism in Eukaryota, Metazoa, Cnidaria, Anthozoa, Actiniaria, Aiptasiidae. Gene Ontology annotation, biological process: proteolysis. The coding region runs from base 39 to 1064 and encodes 341 amino acids.
AGAGUAAAGGAGACUCGAGAUAUCAUACUAGUUUCACAAUGUUCAAAGUAGCCAUCUAUGGGUUGUUGUUGAUAGUUUUUAAAGUUCAUGGACGAGCCAAAGGGUUAUAUAUUGACGAGUUUGAUAUGUUCAAUGUAAACCCCUACCCGUUCUGUGGACACAAGUUUACAUCAGAUGUUCCUUAUGAUGACAAUUACACAUGGUGGAAACGAUUAAGGCAACAACAAAAGCGAGUUGUUGGAGGAAAAGAGAGUCAACCCGGAUCAUGGCCCUGGCAAGUGGCUCUUUAUUUCAACGGUACACAAGUGUGUGCUGGAUCGCUUAUCAACAGUGAUUGGAUAGUCACAGCAGCACAUUGCUUUCAUGACUCUUACUCGUCUACAAAUCCAAAGCACUGGAGUGCAACCUUAGGGGAGCAUAAAUUAAAGGAUAAGGAGGUUUUUGAGCAGGUCAGAAACAUCCAACAUAUCAUCCUACAUCCCAAGUAUAAUUUUCCGUACUUCCAGGGAAUUCUAGACACACCGCCUGAUUAUGAUAUUGCCAUGAUCAGACUGAGUAGGCCUGCGAGGAUAACAAGCAAUGUUUACCCAAUCUGCCUUCUUCAUUACUGUCAGACUGUCAAACCUGGCAAGACGUGCUAUUUAACAGGAUGGGGACACACUCGAUUCAAUGGGACUAAGCCACCUGCUCUCCGCGAAGCUCAAGUGAAGAUCGUCUCGUUAGACACUUGCAACAAGCCCUUAUCGUAUGGCGGUAAAAUCCACCAACGAGCGAUGUGUGCAGGGUAUGAGGGGGGAGGCGUAGACGCCUGUCAGUUUGAUAGUGGUGGCCCUCUAAGCUGUGAAGAACAUGGCCAAUACUUCCUUACAGGGGUAGUGUCGUGGGGCCAUGAAUGUGCCAGGCCCCAUAAAUACGGAGUGUAUUCCAAUAUGUCGGUGUUGACACCAUGGGUUGUUCAGACUGUCGCAAAAUUUGAAGACAAGCAUCAUCUUUACCACUAUCUACACCCCUACCCUUACCAUCAUCAACGACUAUAUCACGGCUCCAAUCCAUGGCCAUUCUAGCUGCACUAGAAACCCAUCCUAGCUGCACUCGAAACCCAUCCUAGCUGCACUCGAAACCCAUCCUAGCUGCACUCGAAACCCAUCCUAUAGCUGCACCAGAAACCCAUCCUAGCUGCACACACCCAUCCUAACUACUCCUUGGCAAUAUAUGGAUUAAUCAUCACCUUAUAGCAGUGUUUACAAACAAAAAGUAACUAGUAUUUAGUAACAAGUAACUAGUAUAUUUAGCGAAAAUAAGGAUAAUAAUUUGAGUAUUUAUCGGCACGUUACAUUACAUCUAUAAACUAUUCUACAUAUGUUAUUAUCCAUAUAAAGAAAUACCUGAAACAAAUGAAAAUCUCAAAGUAGCGACAUAAUGAAUUUAGCGGUGCAAUCGCUCAAAUGUGAGAUAUUGUUAAAGUAAAUAUUAAUAAUGGGAUACCAUCUGAAACGUUUCUUUUUCAAAUCAAGAUAAUUAUAUAAUAAUUGAUAAUUAUAAUAAUUGAAAAAUAAUACUAUAAACAAAGAAAGAUUGUGAAUUCCCAAUCARUUUAGAAAUUCAAUAGCGGGUACCAAUCUGAAUUGCCACGGUACCGCGUUGGACCGCCUUGGUUCGAUUCUCAGACCUGAUGAUCUCGUUGUGUCCUUAUAGUCAUGAUCGUACGUGAACGUGAAGGCAGAUUUCUGUACAAAUCACAUUAGARAUGGAGGGGUGUAGGCUAAUUCGUCAGUCAUGAUAGGAGGGAAUCGCAUAAGUUUUUUUCAAUUCCUUUGUGAGGGAGGGAAGUCAUUAACUUUUCAACUUUUUUUAUUCAUUUCUUAUAGCAACUCCCCAUAAUUAUUGCGCAGCCUGCAGUUUAUGAAGUAGUCUCGCUCUCGCAGCCGUUAUGAGGUUCUUUCCCAGGGGUCAGAGACCUUCUGGGAACGAGGGCCUCAUAACGGCUUCGAGAGGAGAAUACCAAUGAAGGAGUUGUCGUGAAUCACUUUCCGCCACUUUGAAUUUAAGUGCCUUGACGAUCUAACCAAUCACGAUCUAACCAAUCACGAUCUAGCCAAUCACGAUCUAACCAAUCACGUUCUGUCUUCAAAAUAACUGAACCCUUAAAACAGAAUUAACGGAUCUCAAGUUAGUGCAAAGUCCAUUAUGGCGGAUAASUUCUUUUCAUUUCCUCUUGCGCGAAUCUAAAACGUGCAAAUGUUACUGACUUACUAACUUCACAGAACGAUGACAUAUUGGCUACCCGUCUUAGGACGGGUGUAGACACAAAAACGAAAUAAAAGAAAACUUUCGAGUCGGACUA